CAAUCACAACAUCGCAAAGUUCUGCUGCGGAAGAAGGGAUGCGAGGGAGAUGGCUGAACUUAGAUAGCCCUGUUUUAGGAAAUAUUUACACCAUGGACGUUUUCCGGAGGAAAGACGGGUGCAGAGGACGGCUGCUCGUCCUUGCAGUAGUGUUCGGGUGGUGUUUAGGCUCUGUGCGCUGUUUCGGGCAGAGCCAAGACAGCGAGUUUACGUUUCUGUUGCAAGCCGGAAGAUCCGAGUGCUUCUUUCAGACAACAGCAAAGAAUGGUACGAUGGAGGUCGAAUAUCAGGUUAUAGCAGGUGCUGGCAUGGAUGUAGACUUCACCAUCAUCUCUCCGGGGAACAUCCACCUCAUCAGUGAGUCUCGACGCUCUGACGGAGUACAUGUGGUGGAGCCUACAGAGGAGGGAGACUAUCAGAUCUGCUUUGACAACAGCUUCAGUCGCUUCUCGGAAAAGAUGGUGUUCUUUGAGAUCAUCAUUGAGGGUCAAGGGGGAGAUGUGGGGGGAGAUGAAGAGUGGGCAGGUUUAGAGGAGCCUGAUGGGAGUUUGCUGGAGUACAAGCUGGAAGACAUCCGGGAGUCCAUGGAGUCUCUGCACAGACGCUUGGAGCGCAGCCGGCAGAUGCAGACGGUGUUGCGGGCCUUCGAGGCACGGGACCGAAACCUUUUGGAGGACAACCUUUGGAAGGUCUCGUUCUGGUCCUGCGCCAGUGUUCUGGUGAUGCUGUGCGUGGCCCUCACCCAGGUCUACACUGUCCGCAAACUGUUUGAUGAUAAGCGAAGAGUCUGCACAUAGACGGAUCGUUUUGCUGAUACAUGACAGACUGGGAAGGAAAUCCCUCUCCAACACAAACUGUUCAACUGGUUACCCAUUCAUAUUGUUCUUCAUUAUAUUUCAUUUGGUUUACAUCAGGACGCAACAUCUUUUUUUUUACUUUUAAAAUCUUAUUUGUGAGCAAUAUCAUCUCUUCAUAAAGGGUAACCAGAUAAGGAAGAGAUUGAGGAAGUUGGUCAUUAGCUGUUAUUUAGUGCCUUUAAUGUCAAAUCUUACCACAAACCAAUGAGGAAAUACAGUUUAAAAGGCACUGUCUACAUAAACGGAACAGUAUUUGUUUUAUAUAUGUAUAUAUAACUGCUGUUAUAUGUUUCUGAAACUGCUCAGAGGUUUUGGGAAUUUUCUGCUAAAGGUGAGGUUAUCUUCCCUAAAGAUAAAAGUUCAGCUAUAUGACAUAACUCCAAAAUUACCCCAGAGCUCCGACGUCUGCCAGUUUACAGGUGAUAAGAAUGUGCAAUAGUGUUCUCGGCGUUAAUAAUCUUCCUGACAGUGUAACAUCCUGCCAUUGUCCAAAUGUUUCAUUAAUUACAUCCGUGUUGAUGGUUAGCUUUUUUUUUUUUUUUUCAAUGUGUUACUGAUUUCUUUACACGUGCCAGUACAGUUUCCAUGCUGAUGUGUUGACAUAAGAAUGUAGGGGAAGAAAAGAGAGGUGAUUUCUGGUAUGUAUGCCAAUAUCGUACAUGUGUCAGUACUCUUACAGACAAAUAUGUAGCACGUCGUGCGUGUGUCAGUUCAAAUAUGAAUCAGGAUAACUCAGUGUGAAUAUACAGAUAAUGAGAUGUGUGAUUCUUCUUAUUGAUCAAAUUUGCUUCUUCUUUUUUUUUUUUAUCUGACAUGUUUAUGUGACAUUUUGAUUCUCAUCGAUGAGUCACUGGUCCUAAUAAAUGGGUUUUUUACACAGUAAA
Molecule: messenger RNA, 1741 nt
Organism: Thunnus maccoyii (southern bluefin tuna)
Lineage: Eukaryota; Metazoa; Chordata; Actinopteri; Scombriformes; Scombridae
Gene: tmed1b
Product: transmembrane p24 trafficking protein 1b
Exons: 5
Coding region: 39-797 (252 amino acids)
Biological process (GO): intracellular protein transport; Golgi organization; endoplasmic reticulum to Golgi vesicle-mediated transport
Cellular component (GO): endoplasmic reticulum-Golgi intermediate compartment; endoplasmic reticulum; Golgi apparatus
Source: RefSeq, a predicted model, not a curated record